UCUGAACGAGUACUAUAAUAAACGCUUUCUUUGACACCUAAGCAAACGAGAAAAUCUGCUUCUUGCUUUCUUGACGAUUCACACCUGCUAUUCACACCACCCUCUCAUAAAUCUCCCUCUCGCUUUCUCUUUCCAUCUUUCUCUCUCUUCGAUCCAUUUCCGCCAGAAAAAUUAAAAUAUUGCACUAGCUAGCUUUUUAUUUUCUGGGUUCUUUGGGUUCUUAUGGAGGGUCAUCAUCACCAUCAUCACCAUCAGCAGCAGCCGCAGCAUAUCAGUGUUAACGUUGAUACGAGCGACAGAUUUCCUCAAUGGAGUCUUCAAGAAACAAAGGAGUUCUUGAUGAUCCGAGCAGACCUAGAUCGAAAUUUCAUGGAAACAAAGAGGAACAAGCUUCUCUGGGAAAUCGUUGCCUCAAAGAUGAAAGAAAAGGGUUUCAAUCGCAGCGCUGAGCAGUGCAAGUGCAAGUGGAAAAACCUCGUUACCCGUUAUAAGGGGUGUGAGACAAUGGAACCGGAAGCCAUGCGGCAACAAUUCCCAUUUUACAAUGAACUCCAAGGGAUUUUCAGUGCACGGAUGCAAAGAAUGCUGUGGGCGGAAGCCGAGGGAGGAGCGAGCGGGUCUAAAAAGAAAGCGGGACAGCUGUCAUCGGAUGACGAGGACGACAACGAAGAAAGCGAGGGAGAGAAGGGCGGCGCAAAGAAGAAGACAAAAAAGGGGAAGAGCAAUAAUAUUGGAAGCAGCAGUGGUAGUGGGAAUAAUAUGAACAGUUUGAAGGAGAUAUUGGAUGACUUCCUGAAGCAACAGAUGAAAAUGGAGAUGCAGUGGAGGGAUGCUUUGGAGGUGAGGGAAAAUGAGAGGAGGUUGAAGGAGAUGGAGUGGAGGCAAACGAUGGAAGCGCUGGAAAACGAGAGAAUACUGAUGGAGCAGAGGUGGAGAGAGAGGGAAGAGCAAAGGAGGAUGAGAGAGGAGGCUAGGGCUGAGAAGAGGGAUGCUCUUGUCACAGCUCUUCUAAACAAGCUCAGACGAGAGGGGAAUUAAUUAGAAAACGAGCAAAUUAAAAGGUGUCGACU
This is a messenger RNA of Corylus avellana, 1070 nucleotides long. RefSeq names its product trihelix transcription factor GT-3b. Lineage: Eukaryota; Viridiplantae; Streptophyta; Magnoliopsida; Fagales; Betulaceae. The record is from RefSeq and is a predicted model, not a curated record.